CUGGUGCUCCCAGCAGGCCUGCAAAGAUCUCUGCGCCGUAACUUUCUCCUGCUGUCCGCGUUCGAAAUUCUUGUGGAAAUUAUUUCCCAAACAGCAGCACGGUUUUUCAGUCUUCAGCCGCUUCAGCUCGGGCGUACGUCAGCUGAACCUGACAGCAGCAGGCGCAAUUCGUCGCGCUGAAACCGAAAAAAAAACAUUUAAACCCGAUCGGUUCGAAAAUUCGUGCUUUGUGCUGUUUAUCCCAAAGACAUGGAAGUUAUAAAAUAAUUACUGUUCGUUUAUUAAGUUGUGUAACUGGAUUUUGAAUUAUUUUGGAAAUAAACUGCAGGAAAUAUCAACAAAUGUUAUCCAACCAGCAGACGUGAACAACACCGCCCAGCCCCACUUCCUCCCGGACCGCGGGGGCCGUGCCGGCCAUGCUCUUCCAGACGGCGAUUUCGGGCGAGGCGCGGCGGGCCACGGUGACGGCGACGUCGGCCGAUCGAAACGACGCCGCAGAUGGCUCGGCCGCCGCCGCCGACGCCCGCCGCCAGCAGGAGUGCAGCCGGGCGCUGCACUUGCUGGACAGCGCGCCCGCCCCCGGCUGGACCGUGCACGUCACCAAAGACGGCCGACUGUUCUAUUGCAAGGUUCGGACAUAUCCAGUUUCUGAAGAAAGAGCUGAAAAUCACGUCACACGGACAGCAGGAUGGCUGCCACCGGCCGAGGCAUGGAAGAGCGGAGAUGAGGCGCUGCCCUACGGCUGGGAGAGAGCAGUGGACGAGUCUGGACGAUCUUAUUAUAUUAAUCAUGUUAAUAAGACCACGACGUACGAAACUCCAGCUGUCAAAAAUCUGGAUCCUCUUCCUAUACCGGAACCGAGGACCGUUGUUUUGGAGCGAUCUCAAAACUUAGGAUUUGGUUUCGUAGCUGGAUCGGAGAAACCCGUCAUAGUUCGAUUUGUAACUGAAGGCGGACCCAGUGUAGAUAAGCUGCUACCCGGCGACCAAAUCCUCUCCGUCAACGGCGAAGACGUGAAAACGGCGCCCAGGGAGCACGUCAUUUCGCUGGUCCGGUCCUGCACGGACACGGUCACGUUGGAGGUGUGUCAGCCGCCCGAGCAGCAGGGAGUGCGAAAGUCCACCCUGCUCUCCGCCACGAAGAGGGCCCGAUUGAGGACCAAGCCGUCGAGGGUGCGGUUCGCGGAGAGCGUUUGUGUCAACGGAGCUCCGUUAUUUCCGCCAUCGGCUUUCUCCUUGGGCGACCUGUGCGUCCCGCCCAUGGCCAACGUCCUCAAAGUGUUCCUGGAAAACGGCCAGACCAAGAGCUUUAAGUACGACGCGUGGACCACCGUCCAGGACGUGGUCAAUUCGCUCCAGUCGAAGCUGUGCAUCCAAGCCAGCGAGCACUUCAGCUUGGUGGUCGAGCACAUUAAAAGCCUGCGGAGGAACAAGCUGACGCUCCUCGAUCCGCAGGAUUUAUUGGCGAGGAUAGCUUCGCGUCCCGGAGCCCACAAACUGCGGUGCCUUUUCCGGGUGGCGUUCGUGCCUCCGUCCGCCGCCGCCCUCGCCCAAAAAGACCUGAAUGCCCUGGACUACCUGUACACGCAGUGCUGCAACGACGUCAUCCAGGAGCGGUUCUCUCCCGAGCUGCAGUACGACACCGCGCUGCGAUUGGCAGCGCUGCACAUCUACCAGCACGCACUAGUAAACAAUUUGCAAGCGAACAAACUGACUGUUAAGGUCGUAGAGCGAGAGUUCGGCUUAGAACGAUUCGUCCCUCCGUCGAUUUUAGAAAACAUGAAGCGCAAAGAAGUGAAGAAACUGGUAGGCCAUUUCCUGAAAUUGCACGCCAGCAUGGCCGGCCCUGGAAAGCAACUUACCGCUCUUCAAGCCAAGUUGCAUUACUUGGACAUCGUCAGCCAGUUGCCCAGCUACGGAGCCAAGUGUUUCUCGGCUGGACCACGAGGGGAUACAAUGGAAAGAGUGAUAUUGGUCAGUCCCAAGUUUGGAAUUAGUCAGAUUACUGGAACAAGAAAUUCUGUUUUUCAGCCAGUCCCGAUAGCAAAUAUCGAAGACAUGCGACGAAUCGAAGUAAAAACAGAUGACGAAAUAUCCCGCACCGUACUGGUCACGCUCCAGGACAACAAGCUCCUCUCCAUUUCUCUUGAAGACAGAGACGCCAUCGAGCUUGUUCUGGUACUUCGCGGCUACUAUAAACUCAACACCGGCCAAACUCUACCCGUCGACCAAGAGGAAGCACCGCCUAUGGACGAUUUGGCACCACCGUACCUCUCGCAGCACAGGGUCGUACCGGAGAAGUGGAGUUACAUCGAGCAAAGCGCUAUUAAAUCGGUUUGCUUCUCCAUGCAACCGACGUAUCAGAAUCUGAACAAGAAGACGAACGGAUUGUAUAAUACGGUGGGCAGGCAUUCCAAGCCGCCGUUUAUUAGUGGGUAUAGUUUGGAUAGUAAUAUGAACAGUUCGAUGUCGAACGGUAACUACCACCAUGCAAGUUUCGAUAUCAAUUCGUAUGGGUAUAGAAAUUCGGAUCCUGAAGCUGGUAUUGCUGAAUCGAGGAAUGAUGAGGUAUUGAGGCGAGUCCACGAAAUGCACCAACUAGUUGAAAACUCAGAAAGGUACCUUACCGAACAAGAAAAUCUCGAACGACUCCAACAGCUUUCUGAAUGGCAAGAAACCAGCGUAGACUUGGAAAGUGAUACCGACGAACCAGGCAAACUAAAACACAGCGACUCUCUGCUUCUUCUAAAUAAACUCCAUUGUCUUGAAAGAAAACCCUCAUUUUCACACGCCACUGUCGAUUUGCUGAGGCAGGAAACGCUACAAUCUGAAAGCGAUAACGACUCCUUGUAUACGCCUCACAACUCUCCUAAGCAGAAGAAACCUGAUAAAGAUAACAGAAUCAGUUUUGGGUUGAGGUCUCCAGACAGUAGUCAUAAGGAAGACGAUUUGGAGAUGUACUUCCAGAAGAUGAGGGAGCAGAGGAAUAAUGAGACGAAUGAGUUGGAUUCCAUUAAUGAUAUUUACGUGUUUGAUCCGGAUAUUAUUGAUUUGACUAUGAUUCCUCCACCCGUUACUCCGGAUGAAUUGGAUGCUGCUGUAUCGACUCCUAUAAAUUUACCACCAAAAUCUUUUGCCGAUUCAACAGAUAAUUUAAAUAAAUUAGAUAUAUUAAAUGAAAACGAAGAAUUAGAGAAGUUUUUGGCCAGCGUUACAGUACCACCACCAACUCAGAAAGUGACACCAGCGAUCGAACUGACACCCGAGGAGAUUAUGGCAUACAUUAUACCGCCUCCUCCAAAUAAACUCAGUUUGGAAAACUUGACAGAACUGGAUGAGAAACCUAGCGAAAAUGGCGGUGGUACUGUUUUCAAAGAUACGUCACCGAAAAGUCCAGAACCAUUGCAAGUGAUCGACUACGAGACCCUGGAUAGGAAGGGUAGUUUGAGUUGUUGUUCGAAAAGUAAAUCUGAAAAAAAGGUUGAAAAGUAUGGGAAAAACGACGACUAUAAAUCGAACGGUACCAUUCAGCCUUUGCCGAGGAGGAGUUUGGAUGAAAAACCACCUGAAAGGCCUCCGAAAGACAUUUUGAAGGAACGACAACGGUCGAACUCCUUAACCUCCGCCUCGCCCACGCCCUCAGACAGCCCGGACACUACAGCCCCCAAACUACCACCCCGCGGCAGCAACAUCAACCACCAAACCUCUCCUCACUUGCUCCUGCCUCCCACCAAACCUCCCCUUCCUCCCGUGCCGCCCCUGGACACCCUGCGCCAGAAGAAAGCCAUGCUGAUGCAGGCCAAACAGCAACAGCAGCCCGAGCAGAAGACGGCCAGCAUCGGCAGCCCUCACCUGCAAAGGAACAAGCGCUCGAUCAAGGAGAUCAAGGAACAGUUGGGCAUCUACGAGCCGAGAACGGUGAAGCACGCGAGCAGCGCCGUCACCACGCCCACCUCGCCGCACAUAGGAAAAAACACUAAACUAACCACAGUAGCAGUCCAUAUACAUUCCCCCAGCAGUCCCGACUCGAUCAAAGUCGAAGAAAAAUUUGCGGGAGUGCUUGUAACCAAGCCAAACCAACAAGAGGUGAUGUAUUCGUCGCCAACCUCUUUCCAAAUCAAAAAUGGCUGUAGUUCGAACAGGGAAAACCUGCUGGUUAAGACUGAUAUUGCGAUGGCAGGACUGCUGGUGCGACUAGACCAAGUGGCGGCACAAUGUACCGUGGCCCAAGUACGUGGCGGGGGAAAGUUCAUAUCCGAAGAUAAAUUCCAGAUGACCAAAGAAGAACUCACCUCCCAAUGUCUCCAGCUCGUGACCUCGAGCAAAAUGCUCGUGAUAGCGAUGUCCGACCCGUCGCUGCCCGACCUUCCCGAGAACCUAGCCGUUUGCCUUACUAUUUUGAGGAGGUUGUCGGAACUGAGCCAGGACCUGGUGAACCACACCACGGCGCCGCUCCAGACCAGGAACCUCGUUCUGAAGAUACGCGACGUCACUGCCGCCUUCCGCCACCUGAUCACUUCGCACGUGGACAGGAGCUCGCAGAGGAGCGUCGAGGAGCACUUGGCCGCCCAGGCGGAAUCCUUGGCCAACGUGCUGUCGACGCUGUUGAGGAGCUUGAGGGUGUUUUCACCUUAGUGGGUUCGACCGGUGGCAUUGUGGGAACAAAUAUUAGCUUGAUCUUUCUUAAAAUAAUUGGAAGAAUGAAAGCGAACUCUGAGGAAGCGAAAAAAGCAAACCGGACUUCGUGUAUUAAGCUGGAACAAAAGACUUGCAUUAUCAAAACCAAUAUUAAGUUUUUCUUCGACACAAAAAAAUCAAGCAUACAAUUCCACUUAAUAAAAAAGAAGCAAUUUUUACAGUCGAUUUUGUAUUUUAACACUCUUAAAUUAAAAAAAAAUGCGACAAUAUAUACGGAAAUUGGUAAGGAAUAGGACUAAGAAAUGUUACUGGUGUAUACUCAAAGGAAGAACCUUUUCAAUGUAAUAAUUAUUACUUAUAAAAUAUUAUUACGUAUAAUUAGUGUAGAUGUAUUACAAAAUGGGAAAUUUCGAGUAUUUCGAAACUUCCAAUAUACGUAAUCAAUAUCGUUGGCUUUAAAAAAAAUACGUUUGUUAAUAUGUUUUUGUUAUUAAUUACUUGUAUAUUAAGAAUAUUGUAUAUUUUUUAUUAGGUAAUGUACUAAUCAAUUAAACUUUGGUACCUUAUUUUCUAGUCGUUUAGAUAUACGGAGUGAUGUUAUUCUUGCAAAUAUUUUUACUAAUUUAUAUAUCAUAUUUACGGUGAAUAUUGAGAUAUCUAUAUAAACAACUCAUAAUUAAGUUAUAUUAUGCAGCAAAUGUUUUGAAUGAAAUUUUAGGUGUCUAUGUUUUGCUAAGUGCUUUAACAUUUGAUUUUCACAAAAAUCAAGAAAAAGUACAGAAAGAGUGAUAACUACCCCCACCCCUACAUAAAUUUUAGGAUAAAUAUUUUCCAACUCGAGCGACGCGACGACCGAUUUUUUUUUUCGUAAAAUGGCCCUUCUAUUAUUUACUACAUUUUUUCUCUUGCUAAACUACUUUUGAGGAAAAACAUUAUUUUUCCGAAGCUGAUUUCCAAAAAAUGUUUAUUUUUGUGAUGUCAAGUUAUGGAGGCGCAUAAAAUCUACUAUUGUCUAAUAAUCAAGUUGGCGAAAAUAUGCAAUUUUAUGUUAGUAUCACAAAUUAUAUUUGACAAUAAGCUUUAUGAAAAGCUUAAAAAAAACUAAUAAAUUUUAAAUUAAUUAACGUUCGGGUUUAGUUUUUAUUGAUGUCCUCUAACGGACAAACUAAGCACUUUUGUAUAAAGAGAAAUUAGGAGCAGUUAAUUUAUUUUGAUUCAAAAAAUAUGGAGUUCUUCUAUGUCUACGGAAUAUUGAAACUCCCUGUAUACUUUGUAGGUCUACUUUGGAAAAAUAAACUCUCCAAAAAUUUUUUUCUCAAAAAUUAUGCGAUUUUCUCAAAAAUUAUACGUUUUUAUACAAGAGACAAAAAGUACAGUAAAUACUAGAAGGGCCAUUUUACGAAAAGAAAAUCUGUCGUCGGUGGAGUUAAAGUAAAAAGAUUUCCCUAGAUAUUUUUAUUUUCUUUUAUUUUUUUUUAUUUUUAUAAAAAAUAACAGUAUAUUUACAAAUCUGUUUUAUUGUUUAAAAUAAGUAUUUUUAAUUCAUAUUCUCGUCCAUAAUAUUAUUAUUAUUACAAUCAAUAUUCUGUUAAAACAUAGAAAAUUUGUUAGUUGAAAUAUUUGCAUGGAUUAAAAACUCACUCUCAUUCAGUUAAAGAGGUAUAGAAAAGUUUAGAAAAUAUGUUGCAUAUUUCUAGCUACAGCGAAAAUAUACCGCGCCAUAUAAGUUUUUUGAUCAAUUCUGAUGCAUUUAACCAGAAAAAUUGCUUAUCUUUUACCAUACAAAGUUUAAAAAGUAAAGUAUUUUAAGUUAACAUCUCCUUCUAAGGAUUUUCUGGACGGGGCCUACUUUGCUUACGCGGAAUAAGAACCCCGGUCCUCGGCCAUAUCAUUAUCAAUGGCCUACCCAUUUGGCGACCCAUACAGCACAUCAAAUCACAUUUACGAUGUGUUUACAUUAUCAGAUGUAAGACACAGGGUGGCACAAUUCCCCCGAUGUAAAUAUGCUACGUUUACACAUUGUAGUUCAAUACGUAUGCACAAAGGUUAAACGUCCGCCUCACAAUGUAGCCACAGUAUAGCA
Messenger RNA from Sitophilus oryzae (rice weevil), 6720 nucleotides. Its product is annotated as FERM and PDZ domain-containing protein 4. The record is from RefSeq and is a predicted model, not a curated record. Lineage: Eukaryota; Metazoa; Arthropoda; Insecta; Coleoptera; Curculionidae. Gene Ontology annotation, molecular function: protein binding. The coding region runs from base 417 to 4634 and encodes 1405 amino acids. Gene Ontology annotation, cellular component: cytoskeleton. The transcript has 16 exons.